GCGCAUUUGAUGGGAAUUUACGGUAGACGUAGGCAGCAAACGGAAACACGUGAGUAAAUAGGAAGUAAACUACGCCGCGCGGUUUGUGUCGCUUCCCGUCUGCAGUCUAGCGAAAUGGCGGGGAUGAAUGCGAUGGAGAAGAAAUUGGCAGAAUACAAAUGUGACACAAAUGAAGCGAUAUGUCUGAAACUUGUGCGUUUCCCAGAGGAUGUGGAAGAUGAAAGCACAACGUUCCACCCUGAGUAUAGUCACCAGCUGUAUGGAGAUGAUGAAGUGGCAUUUGGCUAUAAAGGUCUUCAGAUUCAGUUGUACUACACCGCAGGAAACUUGAACACACUCUUCAAAGUAAAAUAUACAUCGAAGGUGUCUGAGAAGUUUGACUGCGUGGAGCCCGACAACGUGGAAGGCAAGAUCCGUGAGAUCAUCCCCCCGGGCUUCACCAGCAACACGGAUGACUUUGUGGCGCUAUUGGAGAAGGAGGCCAACUUCAGGCCGUUUGGGAGUCUGCUGCACACGUACACGGUGCACGGUGGGGAGGACGGAGAGGAUAUCACCUACCAGAUCUACAAGGCGGACAUGGCGUGCCCUGGCUUCCGGGAAUACCACGCGCGCCUGCAGACCUUCCUCAUGUGGUUCAUCGAGACGGCCAGCUUCAUCGACGUGGACGACGAGCGCUGGACCUACUUCCUCGUAUUCGAGAAGUACAAUAAGGACGGAGAGACCCUCUACGCCACCGCUGCCUACAUGACAGUGUAUAAUUACUACGUGUACCCAGACAAAACCCGGCCACGCGUAAGCCAGAUGCUGGUGCUGCCCCCAUUCCAGGGAGAAGGUCACGGGGCACAGCUGCUGGAGGCGGUGCACCGCUUCUACUGCACGUCUCCGCUGGUGCAGGACAUCACAGCGGAAGAUCCCUCCGAGAGCUACGUGAAGCUGAGAGACUUUGUGUUGGUCAAGCUCUGCCAGCCGCUGUCAUCCUUUGCCCCGGAGCAGCUGAGCCAGGGUUUCAGUGACGCCAUGGCGACGGAGGCCCGCGAGAAGCUGAAGAUAAACAAGAAACAUGCCAGGCGCGUGUAUGAGAUCCUGCGCCUGCGAGUGACGGACAUGAGCGACGAGGAGAAGGCGAAGUCAUACCGGCUGGAGGUCAAACGGAGAUUGUUUGGGCCCUACAAGAAAAACCAGAGAGAAAUGGUGAAGAUGAAGAAGUGUCUGAGGCCAGAGGAGCUGGCUUCUCACAUCAGCCAGAUGGACACAGAACUGCAGCACCAGGAGCUGGAGAAGAGCUACCAGGAGCUGCUAGCAGACUACAGACGGGUCAUCGAGCGCCUGGCUCGAAUCUGAUCCACCACGCGAGACCUGCCACCCAUAUCCCACCCUAAUCCCCUUAUAGAGCCCUUUCUGUGGUUGUUUGCGUAUGCGUUCCCAGUGCUGCAGCCGAUGUAGGUCCUAGCGUUCGCUAACUGUUUUGGGAAUCAGUCUGGGAGUGACCUGGAAGGGGUGAGAUCGGUCGUGUCGUUCGAGGGACUGACAGCCCACUCUAACACGGGCCAGCAGGUUCUUCCUCGCAGAGCUUUGUGUUCUCAGGCAUUACCUGGAAAGUCUUUUGGUUUUGAAGCACUUGGAGAAAACCAACGUUUUGUACAUUGCAUAAUGGGAUGUCCCUUAGUCAUCUUGUGCCAUUAGGACUUGUCAUGACUGUGACUGACUUUGAAAGUGAUUAAAAAAAGACCCUUGUAUUUCUUCUUGAA
Messenger RNA from Paramormyrops kingsleyae, 1748 nucleotides. RefSeq names its product histone acetyltransferase 1 (gene hat1). The record is from RefSeq and is a predicted model, not a curated record. Lineage: Eukaryota; Metazoa; Chordata; Actinopteri; Osteoglossiformes; Mormyridae. Gene Ontology annotation, biological process: subtelomeric heterochromatin formation. Gene Ontology annotation, cellular component: nucleus. Gene Ontology annotation, molecular function: histone binding; histone acetyltransferase activity.